This is a messenger RNA of Gymnodraco acuticeps, 3279 nucleotides long. RefSeq names its product succinate dehydrogenase complex, subunit A, flavoprotein (Fp) (gene sdha). Lineage: Eukaryota; Metazoa; Chordata; Actinopteri; Perciformes; Bathydraconidae. Bases 36 to 2144 code for a protein of 702 amino acids. The transcript is spliced from 15 exons. Gene Ontology annotation, molecular function: succinate dehydrogenase (quinone) activity; electron transfer activity; flavin adenine dinucleotide binding. The record is from RefSeq and is a predicted model, not a curated record. Gene Ontology annotation, biological process: mitochondrial electron transport, succinate to ubiquinone; tricarboxylic acid cycle.
UUUAAAAGUUAAAUCACGGUUAAAGUAGGGUUUAAAUGAUAACUGUCGGAAGUAAAAUGAGCGACUCCCCCGUUUUCGCAGAAUGGUUUGGUCCAUUCUAUGGAAUAUCUCAUCCUUCACGGUGGCUCAGAAUCGUUCCUUCAACUGACAACAUGGCGAGUGUCCGUGCUGCUUCCCGUCUACUCUCCAAGAGGAUAUUAUCUAAAACAACAGCUGUCCCUGCUGCUGCAGUUCAGGGAUCCAGAGACUUUCACUUCUCCAUCUAUGGCAAGAAUACAAGUGCCAAAGUAUCCGAUGAUAUUUCUACUCAGUACCCAGUAGUAGAUCAUGAGUUUGAUGCUGUGGUGGUAGGAGCUGGAGGAGCAGGGCUGAGGGCAGCCUUCGGCCUGUCUGAGGCUGGCUUCAACACUGCCUGCGUCACCAAGCUCUUCCCCACCAGGUCUCACACUGUUGCUGCACAGGGCGGGAUUAAUGCAGCUCUGGGAAACAUGGAGGAGGAUGACUGGAGGUGGCAUUUUUACGACACAGUGAAAGGAUCUGAUUGGUUGGGCGACCAGGAUGCUAUCCAUUACAUGACAGAGCAGGCUCCUGCAGCCGUAGUGGAGCUGGAGAACUUUGGCAUGCCCUUCAGCCGUACUGAAGAGGGCAAGAUCUACCAGAGGGCCUUUGGAGGUCAGAGUCUCAAGUAUGGAAAAGGAGGCCAGGCCCAUCGCUGCUGCUGUGUAGCAGACAGGACAGGACACUCACUGCUGCAUACACUUUACGGACGGUCCCUUCGUUACGACACCAGUUACUUUGUAGAGUACUUUGCCCUGGACCUGCUGAUGGAAAAUGGAGAGUGUAAAGGAGUGAUCGCUCUCUGCAUGGAGGACGGAUCUAUUCACCGCUUCAGGGCCAAGAAUACUGUCAUUGCUACUGGGGGUUAUGGAAGAACCUAUUUCAGCUGCACAUCUGCCCACACUAGUACCGGUGAUGGAAAUGCAAUGGUGACCAGAGCUGGCCUGCCCUGCCAGGAUUUGGAGUUUGUACAGUUCCAUCCUACUGGGAUCUACGGAGCCGGUUGUCUGAUCACAGAGGGUUGCCGUGGAGAGGGAGGCAUCCUGAUCAACAGUGAGGGAGAGCGCUUCAUGGAGCGCUACGCACCCAACGCCAAGGACCUGGCCUCCAGAGACGUGGUGUCCCGCUCCAUGACCAUCGAGAUCAGAGAGGGCAGGGGUGUUGGUCCAGAGAAGGACCACGUGUACCUGCAGCUCAACCACCUGCCCCCCCAGCAGCUGGCCACACGGCUGCCUGGUAUCUCAGAGACGGCCAUGAUCUUCGCUGGAGUCGACGUCACUAAAGAUCCCAUCCCUGUUCUACCCACCGUCCAUUACAAUAUGGGUGGAAUCCCCACCAACUACAAGGGACAGGUGAUCACUUAUACUGAAGGAUCCGACAAGGUGGUUCCUGGCCUGUAUGCGUGCGGCGAGUCGGCGUGUGCCAGUGUCCAUGGAGCCAACCGGCUGGGUGCUAACUCUCUGCUGGAUCUGGUGGUGUUUGGAAGAGCCUGCGCCCUCACCAUCGCCGAGGAGAACAAGCCAGGAGAGAAACUGUCCCCUCUGGCGCCCAGUGCAGGAGAGGAGUCUGUGGCCAACCUGGACAAGCUGAGGUACGCCAACGGAAGCCUGAGAACCUCCGAGAUCAGGCUCAACAUGCAGAAGACUAUGCAGGCCCACGCUGCCGUGUUCCGUACCGGCUCCGUUCUGAAGGAGGGAUGCGAAAAGAUGGAUGCCGUUUACCAGACCUUGGCUGACAUCAAGACCUUUGACAGAGGCAUCGUGUGGAACACAGACCUGGUGGAAAGUUUGGAGCUGCAGAACCUGAUGCUGAACGGCAUCCAGACCAUCAACUCUGCCGAGCAGAGGAAGGAGAGCAGGGGAGCCCACGCCAGGGAGGACUUCAAGGAUCGUCUCGAUGAGUAUGACUACUCCAAGCCCCUGACGGGUCAGGUGAAGAAGACCUUCGAACAGCACUGGAGGAAACACACUAUGUCCACAGUCGACGUAAAGACUGGAACGGUGAGCCUGGAGUACCGCCCUGUCAUCGACACCCCUCUGGAUGAGCAGGAAUGUGCCCACGUCCCUCCUGCCAUCCGCUCCUACUAAGAAGAUUCCCUUGCCCACGCUCUACUCUCCUCACACAUUCAAUACACUCAUUGGCCUGCUAUUUAUCAACUUACUCUCCCUGUAAAAGAGAGGACAUUUUGGGACGUUCAUUUAAAUCGCACAUGUGUAUCCCUUCUCGAAUUGUAAAAUACAAAAAAAAUCCCUUCGUCUCACCUUCUUGUUCCUCUGUGGUUUGCCUUGAUUUAACCUGCAUGCAGCCAAUAUGAUUUCAACAUUGUGACCUCUGUGUGAGCUGGAUAUUGUUGUAUAUAUUACCAGGCAACAAAAAACAUAAAAAAUAGUUAUGUGUUGCACCACUUAAGCUUUGCUUUCUGUGAUGACACCAUACGCUCAUAUUAAAACUUUGCAAUGCUUUCUUUGAUUACAUUUUUUCUUUUUUCGCUUUCUGAACAGAACAGAUUUGAAAUGCACAUGUUGCCGACAAGCAGCAAAGGGAACUUUUAAGUAUGUAAAUAUUGCAUAAAUGCACAAUAAAUACGUGUUAUACUGUAUUUUCUUUGUCGAGUAGGCUAUGAGGUAGUAUUUUCUUGCUCAUUAUGGCCUUCAGUGUUGGGUGCUUUCUGUGACACUUCAUGUGUGGUUCAAAUGAUAAAGAACAUCUCAUGCUACGUACAGUAGAUCAACUGCUGACUGUCUGUAAGCUUCAAUCAUCUAGUUAUUAAAAGGUUAACCAAAUCAAGCAGUUCUGUGUGUAUGUAUUCAGCCACAAUGUGUUGAAACAAUGGCUUCUUUCUACUAAGUGGGAUUGCUGUAUGCCCUCUGAAAACUUGAUAAAUUCCAGGAAGAGUCAGUGUUGUGUGCAAAGCUUUUAGGGUGCUGAUAAGCAAUUAAACACUGAGCGCCAGCUCUGAGUGCAUCAUGAGCGGUGAGAGAGGUUUCCAUUCCAAAACAAAACUGUUUGUGAAAGAACCUCACACUUUUCCUGCUUUGCCAGAAUGGCUUUUAAAAAUGUAGCCUACUCACUUGACGUACUACACAGAUUCCCAAUCAUUGCUUCUUGUUCUAAAUCAUUGAAAGGAUUACUUAAUUUAUUUGCUAUAAGUUCAUUUGUUCUCCUCUUACUACCAUUUGUACUUAUUUUUACAUGUUCAAUAAAGUGCAGACAUAGAAACAA